This is a messenger RNA of Prorocentrum cordatum, 1845 nucleotides long. Lineage: Eukaryota; Dinophyceae; Prorocentrales; Prorocentraceae. The record is from the annotation of a GenBank genome assembly.
AUGCCCUUCGCGGCCGGCUGUCUCGCCACCAGGGCGGGGCCGGGCGUGGACGCUGUGGCCUGGGAGUACCACAUGUUCCACGAUGCGCGCUGCGAGGGCGUCCACUUCCUUCGGGAGACCAGCGCCAUGGAGCGCCGCCCGCUGGUGUUCGGCUUCUCGGACACAGGGCUGUUCUUCGAGGGCGAUGCGCUCUCCGUCGGCGUCAACGGCAGGGCUGCGGCGCGCGAUCGCCUGCUGCAGCACGGCACGGAGUUCGGCACAGGGAAGCGUUGGCGUCCCAACGAGUGGUACGCUACAGAGGCGUUCGUGUCGAGCUCGGAGAUAGAGGCGUGGCGGCAAUGGGCGUCCUCCGAGGGCUUGAAGUUCGACGCAGACAAGCUGGGAAGGAUGCCGACCCACAAGCAGCGUCAGCACCUCGAGACGACAGGCGCCGCACGGCAGUUCAUAGACGCAGGCCUCGGGUUCUACACAUUGGUCACCAGCGCGGCCACUCCCCACGCCGUGGGGGACGCGUGGUACCAGGUUCGCGAGAAGGUCCUGAGCAUCAAUUGGCACCCUGGCCCGCUGGGGCACCAGCUGAUAGCAGCGCAGCUCGGCCACUUCGUGCUGACCCAGCUGAGGACACUCCUCGGGGUGGCGCCACCGCGCCUCCUGGCGGAGCGCGCGGCCCACAGCGGGCCAAACCCCGUCGUCAACGAGGGCGGGCCCGCGCAGGCAGACCGGGACUCGACCUGCGGCUCGCUGUCCGUGCUGAGCUGCGCCACGGGCCUGGAGCCGCGGCCCCCAGGGUCGGACCUUGCCUUGCUGCGCGCGCCGGAGUCCGAGGACAGCUGGGCCAGCACCCUGUCGCGCCAGGCGAGCGAGGGGAAGGUCAAGUCCAUAGACCAGCGGUACGUGCUCUCGGGCAGCCAGGACGACGGGGAGCUCCUCUUCGCUGUCGACGUUCCGCAGGGCACGGAGGAGGCGUACGCCCUGUUCUGCGCUGCGCCGUGCGGUUGGUUCUGCAAGGGUGCCACGGGCUACGUGGCCUCCGUGUCGCAGCGUUGGUGGCUUGAGACCGUGGCGCAAGGUUUGCAGCGGUCGUCCAUCGGCAAAGGACCGCACGGCGAGGCUCUCUCGAAUGACGACAUCCUCAACAAAAUCGGGUACCACGGUCAGUACACCCGCGAGAACGUGAGCGACGUCGCUUUCAGCAUCGACGGGCAGGAGGUGCCAGAGGACACCCUGGUCGAGGUCCACAAGAGACUUUUCGGCGCGCCUGGUGGUCUCUACUGCGCGGGGUGCAAGAGCGCUGCGGAUCUCUGCCAGCCGGUCGGGCGGCUGCGUCCAGGCCGCCAGCUGUUGGGACUGCGGGUGCGGCCACGGACCUUCUCGGCGCCAGACAUGGGCGUCGAAGUGUUGCAGAUGAUGCUCCUGGGCCAGCGGGGGCGUGAGCCUGGCGACGGCGAGCCAGCCGCGGCCCCCCGCGGAGAGGAGGCGUCGCCGGAGGCGAGGUCGCCCGGGGUGGCCUCCGCGAAGGCGACGGCGACAGAGGCUGCUGCUCCAGAAGCGACCGCACCGCAGGCGCAGGGGGCCGUCCCGGGGGCGGUUCCGCCAGAGGCGGAGGUGCCCAAGGCAGGCCGGGUGGCCGCUGCGCUCGCUGGGAUGGAGGCUUUCUGGCCAGGAGGUCGAGGCCGCGAGAUUCUCGGGCUGGCCACUUCGAAGAUACCGGCGCCGGACAGGGGCGCCCGUUUGCGGGAAAGGUUGCGGGCACGGCUGAAUGGAAAGGAGACGUUCGUGUUUGUCGCUUUCGGCAGCUCGGUGACGGCGGGCCACGACAAUUAUCCAGCUGCUCGUGGCCUGUGA